CACGUUUGAACACAGCAACAACUGUAGGCCGGGAUCUGCACUUGUGUUUAGGCAUUUCUAUUGGACAAGAUGCGUCACGUGGUUUAUAUACAUCGUUAUGCCUCGGAAAACAACAACGAACGCCAGCUGAUUCUCUGAAUCAGAAUCACUAUCAACUCACAACAGAAUAGACGUUUCACAAGUUAUCUGAUGUCAGUGAUGAGGCCUUAGCAGAAAUAAGAGAUUCGAUUAUUUUCAGACCGCCGUCAUUGAUUGGAAUAUUGCAGAGAACUACGAAUGCAAAGAAGAUUCAGCACAACAGAUUAAUCGUCGGUAGAAAGGUGUAUCAACACGAUCGAAGGAACCAUACUGUAAUAUGUGUGUCAGUUAGUAACAGUCGAUCUACUAUGACAACAGCUGCACAACUUAGAGAACCCGCUUGCAGUGAUGUGCCUCAUCGUGAACCCACGUGUUUACUGUUUGGAGCCGGAAGUGGGAAUACAAGGGAGAUCACUCCAACCACUACACCUGCCUACAACAACGAGUCAUGAGGAGACGGCCUAGGCCAAACACAGCUGAGCAAACUUUCAUGCAAUAUAGAAGGAUUAUAUAAAUUCACAUCUGAUCUGAAUUUUAAAGACUUCCCCCGUAAAUGCAAAGACAAAGUACAUGAACAUACCCCAGUACCACAGGGACAAUGAGCCUUGAUUCACAUGUAUCACAAGGUAGUGAAGGGGGGGAGCUUGCCAGUGAGGCCAAAACGAAAAUGCCUGCCAUGAGGAUCACCAAACUGAAGCUCAGUGGCAGAAACUAUUCUUCAAAAGAAGAAAGCACUGAGGAGGCUGAAACGUUCAUUAAUGCCAUCAUGACGAAAGUAUCCCGAAAUCCUGUUGAAGAAAAGGUUGUUUCUUCAUCUGUAUCUGGCACACUUCAACGCCUUCCAGGAAAGUUUUUGAUGAAGAUCUUCUAUGUCAGCCGAACCAGUCCCCCGUCUAAGCUGUUACAAACAGUUGGUACAUUCUUUGCCAGUGAAGAUGGUACAGACCAAAGUUUACAUUCAGAUAUACACAUAGAUAUUAUUCUAUUUCUUGUUAGACAUAUCUACUCUUCUGGGUCGGAUUCCUCUGUCUAUUUCCCGGAAAUAUUUGCAUUAACAUCUGGACGAAACCAUUCACUUCUAAAAGAACAUGUGUGCGAUGAAGAAUUCCCAAUUAAAUGUGCCAGACGUGUUUUGAAAUUCAAUUUGAAGUCCUUAUCCUCCAAACAUAUCAGUGGGCCCACCUCAUCAUCAGCACUAUCCUACCGACCUGAUGAAGGAACAAUGAUCACCUUCUGGGAUUAUCUGGGUCAAAUUACAACGUCAAUCAAGAUGCCACUCAAAGACGACGCUUCCCUCUACUCGUUGAAUAGUUUUCAAACUAAGAGAGGCAAGCCAAGCAAGGUGUCUAUGAUUGUAGGAGAUACCUAUAUCAAAAUAUCUCGUCAAAUGAGUCUGAAAGAUAUAGCCAUCAUGUUUUAUCGUCUUUCUCAUAUCACAAGAGGUAGGCGAUCCAAUACAUACCCAGACAAUAAUGUUGAGACUGAUGACGUCAAUUUUGCUGUAUUUAGUCAAGUGAAGGUAGAAAAGAAAUCGAAAACAGUGGAAAAAAUGAAUACAGCGUUGAAAGAGAGACUAACCUCUCAUCUCAAAAACCCAGAACAGAGUCUUAAUCUACGGUUGUCCCAUCGUAACCUGGACGAUUGGAAUGAUGCAAACAGAUUUAUCCUCAAGAUGAAGACACCACACAGACCCAAGCUUCAGUGUUUGAAAGCAUGGGACAAUGAUCCACCAAGACUUGAUGAGCUAAUGCAAGUAGUUAGAGAUGCGAUAGACUCAUCUGAAUAUGAUCAGGUUAUUGACAGGCUGUUUGUGGAGUUUUUCAGUUCUGACAAGGAUAAAAUUAGGAAGAAAAGAUUCCCCUUGCUGACGUUUUUGGAAGGCCAUUGUUCAACAGCGCAAGGCUUGUCCAUGUUCUGCUACUGUGGAAAAUGGCUGAAGAUUGAGAACGAGUACAUGGUGAAUCUAGAAGACCAAUUCAGCCAAGUUGAGCUGCACAACCGCCUGAGUGAAAAUAUCCUUUCGUUGCCAUGGACUUGCGUUAGCGAUGAAGAGAAGAUGCCCACACGACAACAGACAUUUGAAGGGGGAUUGUUUCUAAGGUGGAUGAAGCAAAUUUUGCAUAAAGACUCAAACCUGGAUGACUUUAACAUGAAGGCUGGGCAAAACACAUUUAAAGGUGUAAAGAUGGAUGACUAUAUGGAGAAUCUCAGUAUAAGCUUUGAGGAAAGAGCCAGGCAACUUUUCCUCAGGAUGCUCUGCCAACAGGCCGAAGAACACUACAAUGAAGGUUACAUCCUGUAUGAUCAACUGGUCUCUGACAACACUUCGGGAUAUCUCCUGGGGGACAGGAUCUUUGUUUUUGGCCAGAAGAACAUAGAGUUGUAUGACAUCCUCUACUACACUGAGGGGAAGACCUAUCUCAUUCACGUCAAGGAGGGCUUUGGGAAUUCUACCAGAGAUGCAUGCUCACAAAUCCGCAUUUCUGCUGAGUUUGUGUUCAGAUACCUUCUUUGCAAUAACAGCUUUGAUAUCCUGGCAAGUUACUGGUCACGUCUCACAAAGGGAGGGGGGAAAUAUCGUCAAGUUGUGAGGGACAGGUACCUGAAACUUGGAGAGGAUGGUUUUUAUCAACUUUUUAAGAGGAAUGAGAUAAUCUUUGUACUGGCAUACAGGGAUGCCAAGAUCACAACCAACAACGAUUCCUUUGUUCCAUAUCCAAAAGAACGACUUUCCAGAAGAUUUGGGGAUGACCUUAAACUAGUAACUGAAAAAUUACUGGCAUGCAAUUACCUGAAAGAAAUACAUGGACAACCUGCAGUUACUGACAAAGUGUUCAAACCAGUCGAGCAAGCAAGGGAGGAGAUUCAACUGAAGUCCAAGAAGGAUGCCCAAGCUGCGUUCAACAUACUGAAAGAAACCAUGUCCAGCCAUUCAUCAUUCAUCGCCAAGAUGGAGGUUGUGCAUCUGUUCAGUCACUUCAGAAACUUCGUCACAGCUGGUAAAAGACUCAGCCUGAAGAUGUGUCGUCUUCAAACGUCCUUUGAAUGAUAGAAUGAAUUCAGUCAAUCUGACAACAAUGUUCCAUAAUGUCAAACAUGUAUCAAUACAGACGGGGGUAGACCAUUCAAAGAACUAGACAAUACAAAAAGUUCAAAAUAAAACUGUCUCCGGUUCCCCAAAAUGGCAGCAUUUUACUCCCUUACAGAACUAUUGAAAAGGCUUGACGCUAGUGUUAUGCAAAUGAACUGGCAAAAGGAAACAGCUCAGUCGGAUGAAGGGAGGGCCCGUUGUUUUUAUGCAAUGAAGAAAUUACUCGGUCGACGCUCGAUGUAGGUAGAAUAAGGGAUAGUACUUUGUGUUUCCAAAGAAGGAAGGCAUGAAAACUACCCCCAAGAAGUUUUACUUGAUACCUCUACAGAGUCUAGAAUCCGCUUCAAAGUACUUUGUUUGACUUACAACUGCCUCCACUCAGCUGACCCAGUGUACUUGUCCGAUCGUGUUCCUCUUCAGAUCAGAAAAUUUGAAGCUCUAAAAUAUCACCAAACCAAAACUGAAAUAUUUUGACCACAGAGCAUUCAACAAUGCAGAUCCGGCUCUCUGGAACUCUCUGCCGUUUCACAUCAAGAUUUCUGCAUCACUGGACUGGUUCAAAUGAGAACUCAAACAUACCUGUUCAGAAAAUACAAUAGACUCCUGAGUGUUUGAUGCAGUGUAGAAUAGGUCUUCAGCAACCCAUGCUUGCCACAAAAGGCGACUAUGCUUGUCGUAAGAGGUGACUAACGGGAUCGGGUGGUCAGGCUCUCUGACUUGGUUGAUGCAUGUCAUCGAUCCCGAUUGCGUGGAUUGAUGCUCAUGAUAUUGAUCACUGGAUUAUCUGGGCUAGACUCAAUUAUUUACAGACCGACGUCACAUAGCCGAAAUAUUGCUGAGUGCGGCGUUAAACAACAAACCAACCAACUAUGUCAAUCAUGAAGAUGUACUCUUAUUUUUUCAGUCUCGUUGUAGCGCUUAGAGCAUGUGCUAUACGUGUGGAACUGCACAUUAAAAAGCACGUUAUUAUUGCUAUGGUUGUUUAUGUUUUCUGUGAUAUCAACUGUAGUGGUAUGUCACACUGUCAUGCCGUUUAAAAGAUAGCUGCAACUGCUAUUUGUAAAGUAGAUACUUAUAUUUCCUGGAACUUUCAAUAUGGAUUCCAGAUGGAGAAGAAACAACAGUGAUGAAAAAAAUAAUUUGGCCUCCGUUUUUGCAGAACAUUUUUUCUGGUCGUACUGGAUGUCCUGGAAAAAGUCAAGUCAAUGAAUGUUUGAACACA
This is a messenger RNA of Haliotis rufescens (red abalone), 4391 nucleotides long. RefSeq lists its product as uncharacterized. Lineage: Eukaryota; Metazoa; Mollusca; Gastropoda; Lepetellida; Haliotidae. The record is from RefSeq and is a predicted model, not a curated record. Bases 677 to 3127 code for a protein of 816 amino acids. The transcript has 3 exons.